UACAGUAGGGAUUCAAGGAGUCAGAAAUGGAAAGUCCUCGUGUUGGUGUGGUGAGAGAGUCCAUGCUGCACCGUCCUCUAUUAAUUAAGCCAGCUCUUGGAAAGACCAAGUCAAGAGGUUUGUCCUAUCCGGGACCUGACUUUGUUUUUGGGACAGCGACCACAGUUCGGGAUGGAGGAGUGCCAGAGGCUAUCUCCAGCUGGCACACUCACACUAUGUCUACCAGAAACAGGGAGGCUGAGAGGGAUUUUAUCGCCCUUAACCGAGAAGGGGUCAAGUCAGGUUUGGUUACUGCUAAAGAGCUGCACCAGUACCGUGCCACCCACGACAUUCGGCGCCAGCCGUUGACCAGAGAGGGGUUUCGCAGGUCGGCCCCAGCUCGCAUACCACCAGAUGCUUCAUUUGGAAUUACUAACAGACCAUCCACCCCAAUCUCAGAGCUCAUGGAGUAUAAGUAUGCUCAAAAAUGGCUGGAAGAGCAGCAGGUCAAGGACAAAAUCCUGCAGGCCCAUCGGCAUAAGAAGGCUCAGCUUGGACGUAUACAGGAUACACGAACAACCAUGCUCCGCAAGAGUCGCCCCUUACCCGAGCCCCCAUCCAUGUGGAAAAUGCCUCGAUUCCAGCAGGUGGGACCAGCUCUGGACACCUUUCGAGAUCCUGAAGCCCGGAAGAAAGCCAUGAGCGCCCACCACUCAGAGUCUGCAAGCAGGAGAGGGAUUCUGGGUCAAGGCACUUACACAGUGGAUUAACAGAGCUAAAAUUAUUACAUCUCAGCGCCUCUGUGAAUCAGGCAUCUUCUUCAAGUAUUAAUCUCUCAAUAAAAAAAAAAUUAUGUAAUUUGUUCUUCUGUUUUUUUUAUUAGCAUUAAUUUGUCUACACAACUACAUAUAUAUUUUAAUUGAAUAAAAACUAAGUGUUAUAAAUAAAAAUAGGCUAUAUAAUUUUAUAUUGGUCGUUGAGAUAUCUGAGAGUUCGAGUGAGGGUCUUAGGGUUUGUGCAAGUUUAAAAACCCUGGUUAAGAUGUUGGUUUGAAAAAGGAAACGGUGAUAAAGUGGUGAAUGUAAACUCUAGCACCUUGUGCAGGAUCCACAUGUCACUUAUUAUGUACAUGCGAUUUAUUUAGAAGAAAAGAGGGAGGGUUGACCAUCUUUCUCUCCCUCCCACAACACAUACGUGAUCAUCACCCCCUAAAAAACACCCUUUAACCAAUAACGACGUGGCGCUCGGGACAAACGCGGAAUGGACACCUUUAAAAGCUUGUUCCUCCUCCAGUAUUGGCUGUUUCCUUGAGGGUGUCAUUUUCAGGUCGUGGAGAUCACUGUCUCUGUUUAUACUCCGUUACAGAGGUUUAAUCCUUGCAGACCUUGACUAGAACUUAUCACAUCAACAUCGAGUUUAGGUCAGAGGAUUUGGGUCUUAGCAUGGUUGUAGUUGUGUUUCUAUAAAGCCAGAUAAGUUU
Messenger RNA from Carassius carassius (crucian carp), 1459 nucleotides. RefSeq names its product cilia and flagella associated protein 77 (gene cfap77). The transcript has 6 exons. NCBI's taxonomy places the organism in Eukaryota, Metazoa, Chordata, Actinopteri, Cypriniformes, Cyprinidae. The record is from RefSeq and is a predicted model, not a curated record. Bases 27 to 749 code for a protein of 240 amino acids.